AUGCGUUUAACUCGAAUACUUUCCAAUUUAACUAGUCAUAUUGAAUAUUAUUCGAAAUUUCAACCAACAUCAUUUACUUUGAAAAGUCUUAUUGAUUUUGCUCGUGAAGGUGAUAUUAAACAAUCCUAUAAAUUUUUACGUGUUGAAUUACUUAUACGAUGGUCUCAUAUGCAUAAAGAAAUGAAUUUUCUACCACCAAAAUUACUUGAAAUGCCAAGUUUUAAAUUAGUUAGUUCAUGGUAUGAUCAAAGUUAUUCUGAAGUACUUGAAUUUAAAGAUGCUGAACCUAAUUCAACAACAUUACGCAAAUUUACAGAAACAUUAAUUGAUAUUCGACGACGUCAUGCUGAUGUCGUACCAACAAUGGCUCAGGCAUAUAUAGAAUUAGAAAAAGUUGGUUCACUUGGUAUAAUAGAAAAAAAUAAAAUACAAUAUUUUUAUGAUCGAUUUUUUAUGAAUCGAAUUGGUGUUAGAACAUUAAUCUAUCAGCAUACACUUCUAUUUGGUGAUGAAUUUCCUCAACAUACCCAACAAGCAGGUAUUAUUGAUCCAUCAGUUGAUGUUGCUGCAGUUGUUAACGAUGCGUAUUCAACAGCAAAAUUUCUAUUUGAACAAGCAUCUUAUCAAGUACCUAAAAUUGAGAUAUCAUCUCAUAAUAUACAAGAUCAUAGUACAAAUCGUGUAACAAUUGUUUAUAUUCCAUCUCAUCUUUAUCAUAUUAUCUUUGAAUUAUUAAAAAAUUCACUUCGUGCAACUGUUGAACGAUAUGGUGCAGAUGCUAAAGAAUAUCCACCUGUACGUGUUCUUAUUGUUAAAGGUCAUGAAGAUUUAACAAUAAAAAUUGCUGAUCAUGGUGGUAAGAUAUACGGAGUAUUUCGAUGA
Messenger RNA from Adineta steineri, 882 nucleotides. The record is from the annotation of a GenBank genome assembly. NCBI's taxonomy places the organism in Eukaryota, Metazoa, Rotifera, Eurotatoria, Adinetida, Adinetidae.